UUCUAAAACGCUGCUGCGUACUGCAAGAGGAAUUAAAGCGGCUGCCUUGCAGGCAGGAAGCCGACAAGCAAGAUGCUUAAUUAUCGUGGAAGUAAGUGCUUGUUACCACUGCGUGGAGCGGGGAGCGAGGCUCAUCCUCAGGGUGUCGGCGUGAUUUGUAGACAAUGCAGCCCUGUCAGUGCAGUGCUGGGUCAGCAGCAUCUUCCCAACAUGGAUUUGGCAAGAAUCUAAAGGCCACCCCUUGUGUCGUGUGUGGAGCUUGGGAAAGGGUCCUCUGCCUUUAUUUCCGGGAUGCACGCCACCGCGCAGGGUUCUGUGCUCGGGAUUUGUGCCUCUCCCUCCUGACUGCUGUGCACCGAGGAAGUUGGUCUUCAAGGCCCUCGCCUGGAAGGAUGCUGACAGCUCUUGGUCGCUCUUGGGGAGUCUGCAGAGGUCUCGCUACGGCAGAGGUCUAGUUUCUGCUUUCUUCAUAAAUGAGCGCCGAAGGGUGGGGUGGGUUGCAGUGCCUAAGGAAAUGCAGACAUUUUGUUAAUUAGUGAACUAGCUCCAGCUUUAGGAAUAGAUGAAACUGGAGAGAGCUUGGCAAGAGGUGGUGGCAAAUGCCGGAUUCAUUCUGAAAUGUUCCUCCUCCGAGAAAGCAUGGGAUUAUAGCAACCACAGAGUCCCAGUAAUACAAGUUCCAUUCAGUUUUUUCUGAAAGAAAGCCAUCUAUUAAAGUGAAGCAAAGGAACGAUUGUGGAUUAUAAUGUUCUGAAGAUCUGGAUUUUCAGAAGCUUGAAAAUAAGGCAUCGUUUAACCUUUUAAAUGAAAAAGAGUAAGAUCUCAUGCAACUGCUGUAUUUGCUGGAAACUGUUCUCCGAAAGGGAAGUGCACAUUUAGAGCUGGAGAUGAUGGUCCUUUCCGCAGGGAUUUAGGUCUGACCGCUUUCCCAUCAUGACCAGCUUGAAACGGUCGCAGACGGAGAGGCCUAUUGCCACGGACAGGGCCUCGGUGGUGGGCACCGAUGGCCCUCCCAAAGUCCACACUGACGACUUCUACAUGCGGCGUUUCCGGUCCCAGAACGGCAGCCUGGGAUCCUCGGUCAUGGCUCCGGUAGGGCCCCCCCGCAGUGAAGGUCCUCACCAUAUCACCUCGACCCCCGGAGUCCCAAAGAUGGGGGUCAGGGCUAGGAUCGCAGAUUGGCCCCCACGGAAGGAAAACGUCAAAGAAUCUAGCCGUUCAAGUCAGGAAAUAGAAACCUCAAGUUGCCUUGAGAGCAUGUCCUCCAAAAGCAGUCCCGUGAGUCAGGGAAGUUCUGUUAGCCUCAAUUCCAGUGACUCAGCCAUGUUGAAAAGCAUACAGAACACGCUGAAAAGCAAGACGAGACCAUUGGAGAGCAUGGACUCCAGAUUCCUCAUGCCUGAAGCCUACCCCAGCUCCCCCAGAAAGGCUCUUCGCAGAAUCCGGCAGCGGAGCAACAGCGACAUCACCAUAAGUGAACUUGAUGUGGAUAGCUUCGAUGAAUGUAUCUCACCCACCUACAAGACUGGGCCCUCCCUGCACAGGGAGUAUGGUAGCACCUCUUCAAUCGAUAAGCAGGGAACGUCUGGAGAGAGCUUCUUUGACUUGUUAAAGGGCUACAAAGAUGACAAAUCCGACCGAGGCCCAACUCCAACCAAGCUCAGUGACUUUCUCAUUGCAGGUGGGGGCAAGGGUUCUGGUUUCUCUUUGGAUGUUAUAGAUGGGCCCAUCACACAAAGAGACAACCUCAGGCUCUUCAAGGAAAGGGAAAAACCACUCAAGCGACGGUCCAAGUCUGAAACUGGAGACUCAUCCAUUUUUCGUAAAUUACGCAAUGCCAAAGGUGAUGAACUUGGGAAAUCAUCGGAUCUUGAAGAUAACCGGUCAGAAGACUCCAUCAGACCUUGGAUGUGUCCAAAGUGCUUUGCCCACUACGAUGUCCAGAGUAUAUUAUUUGACUUGAACGAGGCGAUCAUGAACAGGCACAAUGUUAUUAAGAGGAGAAACACCACCACGGGGGCUUCGGCAGCUGCUGUAGCGUCCUUGGUUUCAGGACCUUUGUCCCACUCAGCCAGUUUUAACUCCCCGAUGGGCAGCACGGAAGACCUGAAUUCCAAAGGAAGCCUCGGCAUGGACCAGGGCGAUGAUAAAAGCAAUGAGCUUGUAAUGAGCUGUCCGUAUUUUCGGAAUGAGAUAGGUGGAGAAGGUGAAAGGAAAAUCAGCCUGUCGAAGUCAAACUCUGGCUCCUUUAGUGGGUGUGAAAGUGCCUCCUUUGAGUCUGCACUCAGCUCCCAUUGCACAAACGCAGGAGUGGCAGUGCUUGAAGUGCCCAAGGAGAACCUGGUGUUGCAUCUGGACCGCGUGAAACGGUACAUCGUGGAGCACGUGGACCUCGGCGCCUACUAUUACAGGAAAUUCUUCUUUCAGAAGGAACACUGGAACUAUUUUGGGGCUGAUGAGAAUCUUGGUCCAGUGGCUGUGAGCAUUCGAAGGGAAAAACCAGAAGAAAUGAAAGAAAAUGGAUCUCCUUACAACUACCGAAUAAUAUUUAGAACUAGCGAGCUCAUGACACUGAGAGGUUCGGUCCUGGAGGAUGCCAUACCUUCAACAGCAAAGCACUCGACAGCCCGGGGGCUGCCCCUGAAAGAGGUGCUGGAGCACGUGAUCCCGGAGCUCAAUAUCCAGUGCCUGCGGCUGGCCUUCAACACUCCCAAAGUCACAGAGCAGCUCAUGAAACUGGAUGAACAAGGGCUGAACUAUCAGCAGAAAGUCGGCAUCAUGUACUGCAAAGCUGGACAGAGCACGGAGGAAGAGAUGUACAACAAUGAGUCAGCCGGCCCGGCCUUUGAGGAAUUCCUUCAGCUGUUGGGAGAACGCGUUCGGCUCAAAGGAUUUGAGAAGUAUCGUGCACAGCUUGACACCAAAACUGACUCCACUGGAACCCAUUCUCUGUACACAACAUACAAAGACUAUGAAAUUAUGUUCCAUGUUUCUACCAUGCUGCCAUACACACCUAACAACAAGCAACAGCUCCUACGGAAGCGGCACAUUGGAAAUGAUAUUGUAACAAUUGUUUUUCAAGAGCCUGGAGCACAGCCAUUCAGCCCAAAAAACAUCCGCUCCCACUUUCAGCACGUUUUCGUCAUCGUCAGGGUUCACAACCCCUGCACGGACAGUGUCUGCUACAGUGUGGCCGUCACCAGGUCCAGAGAUGUGCCUUCCUUUGGACCUCCCAUCCCCAAAGGGGUCACUUUCCCUAAGUCAAAUGUGUUCAGGGACUUCCUUCUGGCCAAAGUGAUAAAUGCAGAAAACGCUGCUCACAAAUCAGAAAAGUUCCGGGCCAUGGCGACUCGGACGCGCCAGGAAUACCUGAAGGAUCUGGCCGAAAAGAAUGUCACCAAUACUUCUAUUGACCCCUCUGGCAAAUUCCCGUUCAUCUCUCUGGCCUCCAAGAAGAAGGAAAAGUCUAAGCCGUACCCAGGAGCUGAGCUGAGCAGCAUGGGGGCCAUUGUGUGGGCCAUCCGCGCUAAGGACUACACCAACGCCAUGGAAAUAGACUGCCUUCUUGGGGUCUCCAAUGAGUUCAUCGUCCUCAUCGAACAGGAAACAAAGAGCGUGGUUUUCAACUGCUCCUGCAGAGACGUGAUAGGGUGGACUUCAACUGACACCAGCCUCAAAAUCUUCUACGAGCGAGGAGAAUGUGUCUCGGUGGAGAGUUUCACUAACAAUGAGGAUAUCAAGGAGAUUGUCAGAAGGUUGCAGUUUGUGUCAAAAGGCUGUGAGUCCGUGGAGAUGACUCUGCGAAGGAAUGGGCUAGGGCAGCUUGGCUUCCAUGUCAACUACGAGGGCAUCGUGGCGGAUGUGGAGCCCUACGGCUACGCCUGGCAGGCAGGGCUGAGGCAGGGCAGCCGGCUGGUGGAGAUCUGCAAGGUGGCGGUGGCCACUCUGAGCCAUGAGCAGAUGAUCGAUCUCCUGAGGACGUCCGUCACGGUGAAGGUCGUCAUUAUCCCCCCGCAUGAUGACUGCACCCCACGGAGGAGUUGCUCAGAAACCUACCGCAUGCCAGUGAUGGAGUACAAAAUGAACGAGGGGGUUUCAUACGAGUUCAAGUUUCCCUUCCGAAACAACAACAAGUGGCAGAGGAACGCCAGCAAAGGGCCUCAUGGGCCUCAGGUCCCCGCCCAGGUACAGAGCCCCAUGACCUCGAGGCUGAAUGCCGGGAAAGGAGACGGGAAGAUGCCUCCUCCUGAGAGAGCCGCCAACAUUCCACGCAGCAUCUCCAGCGACGGGCGCCCCCUGGAGCGGCGGCUGUCUCCUGGUUCGGACAUCUACGUGACGGUCUCGUCCAUGGCUUUAGCGAGAUCCCAGCAGUGCCGUAACUCCCCCAGCAACCUGUCUUCGUCCAGCGAGACUGGCUCUGGCGGGGGCACGUACAGGCAGAAAUCCAUGCCUGAAGGGUUUGGAGUCAGCCGCAGAUCCCCAGCCUCCAUUGACAGGCAGAACACCCAGGCAGAUCUUGGUGGCAGCGGAAAAUCCACACCCAGCUGGCAAAGAAGUGAGGAUAGCAUUGCCGACCAGAUGGAGCCGACAUGCCACCUCCCAGCAGUAUCGAAGGUCCUGCCCACGUUCCGAGAGAGCCCCAGUGGGAGGCUGAUGCGGCAGGAUCCAGUGGUUCACUUGUCUCCGAACAAACAGGGGCAUCCUGACAGCCACUACUCGAGCCACUCCAGCAGCAACACCCUGUCCAGCAACGCGUCCAGCGCCCACAGUGACGAGAAGUGGUAUGACGGGGACCGCACUGAGUCUGAGCUCAACAGCUACAACUAUCUGCAGGGCACCUCUGCCGACAGCGGCAUCGACACCACCUCCUACGGCCCCAGCCAUGGUAGCAGCGCCUCCCUGGGGGCCGCCACGGCCUCGCCUCGCUCGGGGCCCGGCAAGGAGAAAGUGGCCCCCCUGUGGCACAGCUCCAGCGAGGUCAUCUCCAUGGUGGAUCGGACAUUAGAGGCUGAGAGCCACGGCCUGGACCGGAAAGCAGAGUCCUCCCUGAGCCUGGACAUCCACAGCAAGAGCCAGGCCGGCUCCAGCCCUCUGACCCGGGAGAGCAGCACUUUCAGCAUCAACGACGCCGCUUCCCACACGAGCACCAUGAGCUCCCGCCACUCCGCCAGUCCCGUCGUCUUCGCCAGUGCCCGGAGUUCCCCCAAGGAAGAGCUGCAUCCGGCCACCUCCUCGCAGCUCGCACCCUCCUUCUCCUCCUCCUUGUCCUCCUCGUCUGGUCCUCGGACUUUCUACCCUCGCCAGGGCGCCACUAGCAAGUACCUGAUUGGAUGGAAAAAACCCGAAGGAACCAUAAAUUCUGUGGGAUUUAUGGACACAAGAAAGCGUCAUCAGAGUGAUGGCAAUGAAAUAGCCCACGCCAGGCUGCGGGCCUCCACCAGGGACCUCCGAGCAUCUCCCAAGCCAGCCUCCAAGUCCACCAUUGAGGAGGAUCUCAAGAAACUCAUCGACCUUGAAAGCCCAACUCCCGAAUCCCAGAAGAACUUUAAGUUCCAUGCGCUCUCCUCGCCUCAGUCUCCUUUCCCCCACACCCCCACCUCAAGGCGGGCCUUGCACAGGACGCUGUCGGAUGAGAGCAUCUACAGCAGCCAGAGGGAGCACUUCUUCACCUCGAGGGCCUCACUUCUGGACCAAGCCCUGCCCAACGACGUCCUCUUCACUAGCACGUACCCUUCUCUCCCCAAGUCUCUUCCACUGCGGAGGCCUUCCUACACCUUGGGAAUGAAGUCGCUGCAUGGAGAGUUCUCCGCCUCGGACAGCUCCCUCACCGACGUCCAGGAGGCCCGCAGGCCCAUGCCCGACCCCGGCCUCAUGCCCCUGCCCGACGCUGCUGCCGACUUGGAUUGGUCCAACUUGGUGGAUGCCGCCAAGGCCUAUGAGGUCCAGAGAGCCUCCUUCUUUGCUGCUAGUGAUGAAAACCAUCGCCCCUUGAGCGCUGCAUCCAACAGCGACCAACUUGAGGACCAGGCCCUGGCCCAGAUGAAGUCCUACAGCAGUAAGGACUCCUCCCCCACUCUGGCCUCUAAGGUGGACCAGCUGGAGGGGAUGCUGAAGAUGCUUCGGGAAGACCUGAAGAAGGAAAAAGAAGACAAAGCCCACCUUCAGGCAGAAGUCCAGCACCUGCGCGAGGACAACCUGAGGCUGCAGGAGGAGUCCCAGAAUGCCUCUGACAAGCUGAAGAAGUUCACGGAGUGGGUCUUCAACACCAUCGACAUGAGCUAGGGCAGGCGGCCCGGAGCAGCCGCAGCCCCCGGAGGCUGUGCAGCCCUGGUCAGGCCAUUGAGCGUUCUCAGACUCCCUGCUCAGCUUCCUGCCUACUCGGCCCACUUUGGGGGGUACACACACACACAGCAAUUGCAGAUCAACAAUCAUUGUCUGCCUUUUGUAGAAAAGAAAAACAAAAAAGUAAAAAUUUUAAAAAGUAAAAUAAAGUUUAACUGCUAAAAUGUGAAUGUCUUUAUUUUUUUGCACAAUAUCUUUAUCUGUUAUGUAUUUAAAAAGAAACUGGGCCUAGGACAAGGUUCCCCAGCUUAUCUGCCUCUAUUUCCUUCGGCUCUUUCUUAACUAUUUCAGGUAACCCCAGCAACCCAGGCUGCCCCUCAUUAUCCUGACGAAUGUCAUUGUUCCUAGGAAAGUAAAAGGUUUUAAAAAUUGUGUAUUUGGGGAAGGGGUUUCCUUACCUGCAUUUCUAAAAUGCCGGGGAGGGUGGGCCUGCCUCUGCUGCUGGCUUGUGCCGGAGCCCGUGCUGUUGGUGCCUGUCCUGCAGAGACUGGCAGGACGGGGCUAUUACCCCACAGCAAAGCCCUGCCAGAGAGAGGCGGCCUUGCCUGCAGGCCACGCCCCCAGGUCCUGCCUUGUGCCCUCAUUCCCUCCUUCCUUUCCGGGGGAGAUGGCCCCAGGUGCUGUGUGCUCCUCGGUUUGGCUUAAGUGAAUCCCACCCAAUUGGAAUCGGCCUCCCUGCAGCUUCCGGGCUCCAAACACUGAUUUCAGGAUUCUUUCAACCUGCAAUAUUAUCUGUAGCAUUUUGGCCAAAAGUAUCGUGUUGGAGAUUUUUAAACGAUGAAAAAGGCAGCAAAAUUGUAUUUUUGGCUCACUCAAAAUGACCAUAUUAAAAAAUUAAUAAACCCUUGUCUCCAAAGCAAGAUUUCACCAGUAUUUGAAACUAGGAAAAGCGGAUGUUAAAUUGUGAAUUUUAGUACUUGCUUCUUAGGAGCAAUGACUAUGAUGGUGGAAGGGGCUUCUGAAACCUGCAUGUCCCAGUGUGCACCCGAAGCACGGCAUUUUCUGCAUCCUCUGUGGCCAUGAAAGGGUUCUGCUGCAGAAACGGCCCCUUUGCGCCUCCUCCUGCCUGGUGAUGCAGUGCUCGGGGCCGCUGUGCCAAGGCCCUGGGCCCAGCAGGGCACACACACUGGGCCCAGCAGUGUUGACCCCAGGGGAGCCCCUGGCGGCCCUGUUUCUAGCCUUCACAACUGUCAGGAAGCCGACACCUGUGCCCUUUCGGGGAACGUGCAGCGAUCUCGUGUCACCUGCUUGGGCGUUCCCUGCCCCAAGGAACCCCGACUCAUUCCUCACUCCAGCCCUGAAAGAAACAGGGUGGGUUUUCCCCUCUCCUCCCCGAACCCCAGCCCCAGACUUUUAUGCUACAGUUUCAUUCAUGAUUGUGAUUUCUCCAUGGGAUUUUUUUUUUUUCUGGUGACAUUUCUAUCAUGGAAAUGGGAAGAUUUCAGAGUGCUCUGUAAAGAUCUCAGUGGUCUCUGGCGUGUGUGAAGGAGAUUGUACGUUGCCUGAUAUCUCUUUAUCAAUGAGAAAUGUCGCUAGCAUUUAAGCAUUCUGAAGGCUUGCUUAUCCGCCUGAGUUUAGUUUUUACUUUGUUUUACAUUUUGUUUGGGGACUUGGGGCAAGCUAUUUAUUAGAGUUUUGCAACAGAGUUCUUGUUUGAAGCCUUUAAAGACUACUUGUAAAAGUCCAACAAUAAAAUUCAUUUUAAACGCUCUUGUAAAACG
Myotis davidii is the source of this 8063-nucleotide messenger RNA. It is a transcript of the gene SIPA1L1, whose product is annotated as signal-induced proliferation-associated 1 like 1. Gene Ontology annotation, molecular function: GTPase activator activity; protein binding. The transcript is spliced from 21 exons. Gene Ontology annotation, biological process: activation of GTPase activity; regulation of small GTPase mediated signal transduction. The record is from RefSeq and is a predicted model, not a curated record. Gene Ontology annotation, cellular component: cytoplasm. NCBI's taxonomy places the organism in Eukaryota, Metazoa, Chordata, Mammalia, Chiroptera, Vespertilionidae. The coding region runs from base 934 to 6282 and encodes 1782 amino acids.